Molecule: messenger RNA, 1051 nt
Organism: Chrysochloris asiatica (Cape golden mole)
Lineage: Eukaryota; Metazoa; Chordata; Mammalia; Afrosoricida; Chrysochloridae
Gene: RNF115
Product: ring finger protein 115
Exons: 9
Coding region: 50-943 (297 amino acids)
Biological process (GO): protein ubiquitination; ubiquitin-dependent protein catabolic process; positive regulation of DNA-templated transcription
Cellular component (GO): cytoplasm; nucleoplasm
Molecular function (GO): ubiquitin protein ligase activity
Source: RefSeq, a predicted model, not a curated record
GGCGAGGGACCGGCCGGCUGUCCUGUCCGACAACACGUGGAGGAGAAAAAUGGCGGAGGCCUCGGCGGCCGGGGCAGGCUCGGGCGCUGACCGAUUUUUCUGUCACUUUUGCAAGGGCGAGGUUAGCCCCAAACUACCGGAAUAUAUUUGUCCCAGAUGUGAAUCAGGCUUUAUUGAAGAAGUGAAAGAUGAUUCCAGUUUUUUAGGUGGUGGUGGCAGCAGCCGGAUAGAUAAUACCACAUCAACACAUUUUGCAGAGUUUUGGGACCACUUGGAUGAAACGAUGUUUUUCCAAGAAUUUGGACCAUUUCUACGUAGCAAUCCACUGGACCAAGAUAGUAGAGCCAACGAGAGGGGCCAUCAAACUCACACUGACUUCUGGGGACCUAGCCGUCCUCCACAACUGCCAAUGACUCGGAGAUACAGAUCCCGAGGAAGUACUCGGCCUGAAAGAUCCCCAGCUAUUGAAGGGAUAAUACAACAGCUCUUUGCAGGGUUCUUUGCAAAUUCUGCACUUCCUAGAUCUCCACAUCCUUUGUCCUGGUAUGGAAUGUUGCACUCCAACCCUGAAGACUAUGCCUGGGGUCAGACAGAGCUGGAUGCCAUUGUAACCCAGCUUUUAGGACAACUGGAAAACACAGGGCCUCCCCCAGCUGAUCAGGAAAUGAUCACAUCUCUUCCAACAGUGACAGUAACUCAGGAACAAGUUGAUAUGGGUUUAGAGUGUCCAGUAUGCAAAGAAGAUUACACAGUGGAGGAGGAGGUCCGGCAGUUGCCCUGCAACCACUUUUUUCAUAGCAGUUGUAUUGUGCCAUGGUUAGAACUGCAUGAUACAUGUCCUGUAUGUAGGAUGAGCUUAAAUGGUGAGGACUCUACUCAACAAACCCAGAGCUCGGAGGCCUCUGCAAGCAACAGAUUUAGCAGUGACCGAUGGACUUUCUGAAACUAACAGCCACACCUAAGACAGGGUUGUGGUAAUCUUAAUGUCACAGUUAUAAAUUGUAUCCAAACUAAACAAAAUAGGUGGAUUUAGGAAUCUCGUAAGAAACUC